Messenger RNA from Entrophospora candida, 1089 nucleotides. NCBI's taxonomy places the organism in Eukaryota, Fungi, Glomeromycota, Glomeromycetes, Entrophosporales, Entrophosporaceae. The record is from the annotation of a GenBank genome assembly.
AUGCUGGCUGACUUAGUCAAAAAACCGCAGAGAGUUGAGCCAAAAUCGAUUCUAUAUCUUAGACGUACUACAAUUGUUGUGGCGAUUUUAGCGUUAACUCUUUUCUUUGUGGUGUUGGUGAUGAAGCUAGAUGAUGAACAGCCUACCAUUACUACCUCAUAUUUAAAAUCGGCAAUUGAUGAUCAUGAUAGUCUGCCCGCACCAGUAAACCCGGGAGAUUGCCAACAAUUUGUUACACAACCAAAACUAUCACCUCAUGGCACUUAUGGUCGUUCUUAUGUUGGAAAAUUUGCACCAAAAGAUUUAAACUUGUUCCGUGAAGAUGAACAAGGGAAACCUUUUUUAUUUAUUCUUGUCGUACAAGUGGACCCCUUACAUUAUGGACCUAAUUAUACGGUGGCAAUGAAUGUAUUUGAUUCAGAAUUUGAUCCAUGGAGCGAUGAUUUUGAUCAAAGUAAAAUGACUCCAUUUGUCGAAUCUUUUGACUCAAUGAAUUACUAUGUUACGCCAAGUGGAGUAGGAUACCUACUCGAGUACUCUAGAAGAAUCAGAAAAACUCUACCCGAUUCAAAAACAAAUUUGAUUGGUUUCCGAACACCAAAAUACAAUGAAGUAAAGUACAUUGAAUCAGAAAUACAGACUAUCAAUAGGAACUUGGUAGGCGAGUUUGCAAAUUUCAAAGUUAUUGUGCAGGACUUUAGUGUGGCAGUGGAACAAGAACAAAGGAUCAAUUCUUUAGUGACCGUAUUAGGAACUGUUGCUGGGUAUUAUGGCAUCAUUGUGACUUUUUAUAUAUUUUUAUUUGGUACUAAUUCAAUCAGUCCAUGGGGGUUUGCACAUAAUGGAUGUUUUGUAUUCAAACGACUCAAAAGGAAAACUGAAGCCAAGCUCAAUGAAGGAAAUGAAUUAGAAAAUGAGGAUAACCGCAUAUCGAUUAUAACAGUUGACACAAAUGGACAAGAGGAUCCUUUAAAUGAACAAAUUAAUUAUUCAAAAAGACUUCGAGAUUUGGAGAAAUUUCGAAAACAACUUGAAAGUAAUUUUAUUGACACUUCAUUAAUGAACUCCAUUAAAAAAGAACAACAAUAA